AUGUCGGCCGGCGAGGUCGAGCGCCUAGUGUCGGAGCUGAGCGGCGGGACCGGAGGGGAUGAGGAGGAAGAGUGGCUCUAUGGCGAUGAAAAUGAAGUUGAAAGGCCAGAAGAAGAAAAUGCCAGUGCCAAUAAUCCUCCAUCUGGAAAUGAAGAUGAAACUGCUGAGAAUGGCGUACCUAAACCGAAAGUGACUGAGACUGAAGAUGAUAGUGAUAGUGACAGUGAUGAUGAUGAGGAUGAUGUCCAUGUCACUAUAGGAGACAUUAAAACGGGAGCACCACAGUAUGGGAGUUAUGGUACAGCACCUGUAAAUCUUAACAUCAAGACAGGAGGAAGAGUUUAUGGAACUACAGGAUCAAAAGUCAAAGGAGUAGACCUUGAUGCACCUGGAAGCAUUAAUGGAGUUCCACUCUCGGAGGUAGAUUUGGAUUCUUUUGAAGAUAAACCAUGGCGUAAACCUGGUGCUGAUCUUUCUGAUUAUUUUAAUUAUGGGUUUAAUGAAGAUACCUGGAAAGCUUACUGUGAAAAACAAAAGAGGAUACGAAUGGGACUUGAAGUUAUACCAGUUACCUCUACUACAAAUAAAAUUACGGUACAGCAGGGAAGAACUGGAAAUUCUGAGAAGGAAGCAGCACUUCCAUCUACAAAAGCUGAGUUUACUUCUCCUCCUUCUUUGUUUAAGAGUGGACUCCCACCAAGCAGAAACAGCAACUCUUCUCAAUCUCAGACAAGUUCUGCCUCCAGAAAAGCCAAUUCAAGCGUUGGGAAAUGGCAGGAUCGAUAUGGGAGGUCCGAAUCACCUGAUCUAAGGAGAUUACCUGGGUCAAUUGAUGUUAUUGGUCAGACUAUAACCAUCAGCCGAGUUGAAGGGAGGCGACGGGCAAAUGAAAACAGCAACAUACAGGUCCUUUCUGAAAGAUCUGCUUCUGAAGUAGACAACAAUUUUAGCAAACCACCUCCAUUUUUCCCUCCAGGAGCUCCUCCUACCCACCUCCCACCUCCUCCAUUUCUUCCACCUCCUCCAACUGUCAGCACUGCUCCACCUCUGAUUCCACCACCAGGUUUUCCUCCUCCACCAGGUGCUCCACCUCCAUCUCUUAUACCAACAAUAGAAAGUGGACAUUCCUCUGGUUAUGAUAGUCGUUCUGCACGUGCUUUUCCAUAUGGCAAUGUUGCCUUUCCCCACCUUCCUGGUUCUGCUCCUUCAUGGCCUAGUCUUGUUGACACCAGCAAGCAAUGGGACUAUUACUCAAGAAGAGAGAAAGACCGAGACCGAGACAGAGACAGAGACAGAGACCGAGACCGAGAUCGUGAUCGAGACAGAGAGAGAGAGCGCACCAGAGAGAGGGAGCGAGAGCGUGAUCAUAGUCCUACACCAAGUGUUUUCAACAGUGACGAAGAACGAUACAGAUACAGGGAGUAUGCAGAAAGAGGCUAUGAGCGUCAUAGAGCAAGUCGAGAGAAAGAAGAACGACAUAGAGAAAGACGACACAGAGAGAAAGAGGAAACCAGACACAAAUCAUCUCGAAGUAAUAGUAGACGUCGCCAUGAAAGUGAAGAAGGAGACAGUCACAGGAGACACAAGCACAAAAAAUCAAAAAGGAGCAAAGAAGGAAAAGAAGCUGGCAGUGAGCCUGCCCCUGAACAGGAGAGCACCGAAGCUGCACCUGCAGAAUAG
Molecule: messenger RNA, 1680 nt
Organism: Pipistrellus nathusii (Nathusius's pipistrelle)
Lineage: Eukaryota; Metazoa; Chordata; Mammalia; Chiroptera; Vespertilionidae
Source: the annotation of a GenBank genome assembly